Molecule: messenger RNA, 468 nt
Organism: Gamsiella multidivaricata
Lineage: Eukaryota; Fungi; Mortierellomycota; Mortierellomycetes; Mortierellales; Mortierellaceae
Product: superoxide-dismutase
Exons: 3
Coding region: 1-468 (155 amino acids)
Biological process (GO): removal of superoxide radicals
Molecular function (GO): copper ion binding; superoxide dismutase activity
Source: RefSeq, a predicted model, not a curated record
AUGACUGUCAAGGCUGUUUGCGUCUUCCGUUCCAACGAGAAGAACGUCUCUGGAACCAUCCACUUCACCCAGGAGAACGAGUCCGCUCCCGUCCACGUCAAGGCCGAGCUCGCUGGCCUGCCCGCGGGCAAGCACGGAUUCCACGUCCACGAGUUCGGUGACAACACCAACGGAUGCAUGUCUGCCGGUGCCCACUUCAACCCCCACGGCCAGACCCACGGUGCUCCCGACGCCCAGGUCCGCCACGCCGGUGAUCUCGGCAACGUCAACGCCACUGCUGACGGCAAGGCCGCCCUCGAAAUCACCGACUCUCAGAUCAAGCUCAUUGGACCCCACAGCAUCAUCGGUCGCACUGUUGUCGUCCACGAGGGUGAGGAUGAUCUCGGACUUGGAGGACACGAGCUCUCGUCCAGCACCGGCAACGCUGGAGGCCGUCUUGCCUGCGGUGUCAUUGGUAUCACCAAGUAA